Molecule: messenger RNA, 3631 nt
Organism: Manduca sexta (tobacco hornworm)
Lineage: Eukaryota; Metazoa; Arthropoda; Insecta; Lepidoptera; Sphingidae
Product: MTOR-associated protein MEAK7
Exons: 10
Coding region: 237-1625 (462 amino acids)
Source: RefSeq, a predicted model, not a curated record
AGUAACCUAUCAUAAUUUUGCAAAAAUUGUCAUUGUCAAUGUAUUAUUGAUUUAUUUAGAAAUAUUUAUUUUGUCACAUAUGCUUUUAUUGUGCUUAUCUCAUAAAGUUUAACGUAAUAGUGUGAGAAUACUCGAGAUUAUGUGCAAUAAAUUAUUACAUCGAUAAUACUGAUCGAUUAUUUUCGUGUCAUGUUCACUAAAAUACUGUGAAUAAGGAUAUUUUUUGAGCGAAAAGAAUGGGGAAUACAAGUAAAAAGUUAGCAGCGAAGUGUACUCUAUUGACCAAAGAUGAACAGAAGUAUGUAGCAGCUACAUUCAGAGCAGCCAGCAAGAACUCAGAGAGGAUCAGGGAGGAUGAUCUCAUCGUGAGUGGAAAAGUAGACGCAGUGUCGCUAGAAAAAUUCUGGGGUCCGCAGAUAGACCCUCGACUGGCGCAGUACCUGACCAACUUUCUGUUCGGCUCGGGCCAGCAGAAAUUACCUACAGUGGACUUCAAUCGAUUUGCAGAGCUGUAUGUGUAUAAUGUGAGAGGUACAGUGGACGAAAGGAUGAUGGUCACGUACAACAGCCUCGGCAAGGACUACAACGAGGAGGUGGAACUUCCUUACCAGCUAUUAAGAGAGUACUGCGAGAGCAUAGCAUCGACGUACAUAAAAAUGCUGAAGGCUUCGACGUCGAAGCGGGCGCAGACGUGGAUGAGCAAAGGGUUCCGCGGCCGCGCCUCGCACGUGCAGGCGCUCGGCGAGGCCGUCGCCGCCACCCUCGGCGACGCCGACACCCCCCAGCACCACUGCACCGCGCAACAGCUCUCCAGAUGGUUACAAAUGAACAUCCUGCUGAAGCAGCUGGCGGAGCUGGUGUUCGUGAACCUGUACGGCAUCAACAAGAAGCAGGGGGACGAGAGCCCGACGCCGCUGCCCCCCAUGGCGCCGUCGCUCCUGCCCAUACCUGAGGGUCUGGACCCGAUGCCGGACUACCCGGCGUUCAUCGAUCUGUCUCACAUCGUGUGGCUGAAUAGCCACAUCCCGCAGAAGCACCAGCACAAGUGGCGGUUCCUGUUCUCUUCCCACAUACACGGCGAGUCCUUCUCCACUAUGGCAGGCCGCAUAAUCGACCAGGGCCCGUCCAUAUUGAUAAUCGAGGACAACUCGGGGCACAUAUUCGGCGGGUUCGCGCCCGAAUCGUGGUCCCUGGGGCCUAACUUCGGCGGCACCGACGAGUCGUUCCUGUUCACCGUGGCUCCCAAGAUGAGGGUAUAUCCCGCCACCACGUACAACAACCAUUAUCAGUACAUGAAUCAUCACACAAAGACCUUGCCUAAUGGACUGUUGAUGGGCGGUCAGUUCAACUUCGGCGCCAUAUGGGUGAACGCGGACCCGUUCGGCGAGGGCUCCUCCGCGGAGUCGUGCAGCACCUACCGCAACUACCGCCGCCUCAGCAAGGAUCCCACCUUCCGCAUCCGCAGCCUCGAGGUCUGGGGCGUCGGAGACAAACCCUUGUCCGUCAAAGAGUCUGACGAGCGAGACGUGAGCGUCCUGGACACGAACCCUGAGGCCAAAGCUAUCCUGGACAUGGCCGGCCGCACGCGACACAGCGAAGGCAUCCGCGAGCCACCACCAUUAUAACAACCCACCCCGCAGGUGCACGCGCGUGAUGAUGUGUACCAACCGCCCCGCUUGAUACAAUACGUGUUAAUUAUAUGCGAAUGUAUCAAGAGCCAGCGUGAAAGAGUUCAGGAGAUUGAAACAGAGAUGGCGUUGUUGAGUAAGAACUAUCCGAUUACGCGGGAAUCGCAGUUGUCCACGUAUAAGACUAUUGGGAUGUCUGUGUAAGUAUUGUAUUAAUAUAUAUAGUAUAUAUGUCUAAAUAUUCAUUCGUAAAUGUUCAUUAUUGGUUCGAGUUGGUUAUAUAAAAUAUGUCGCUUGUUCACUAUUACAGGCUUCUAUGUAAUAUUUAUUGCACAAAUUAAAUUAUAUCGACGUUUGAGAGACUAAUUGUUAUAAACGAUAUUUUUUUUCGAAAAUUGUUGUCUAUGUCAAAAAACAUAGAGAAAAGUGCUCAUUUUGAAUAUGUAUGAAACUGGGUGUCGCAAAGAAAUGUCGCUUAAGACAAUUGGCCGUUUAACCGUGAUUUUAAGCCCUUUUAGUAAUAAUUUACAAUAAUCAUGAAAUAUAUUAGGAAUCAUGAAUUAUUUACUUUAAAAUUUUUAUUAAUAUGAAAAGCGUAAAUAUUUUUUUUGUACAUUAAUAAAUAUUAACAUGGACUUGUGAUAGUGAAUCAGCGAAAUGUCAUUCUUCUACUCUAUAUAGGUCAUAGAGACAUAUAUUUAAUCCAAAAAUCUUCAUUAUUGCAUACACUAUGUUAAGGGACAAUUAUUUCAUAAUAAAAAUAUAUAUAUGAUAAAUAUAUAAACAUUAUUAAACGUCUUAAUACUUCGUUCGAAAUCCAAUCAAUAAUUCACAUUAGGAUAAACCACAUUAGUUAUAUAAAUGUAAAAUAAAUAAAUAUAUAGUCAAGUUCUUCAUUCAUAAAUGAAAUCCAUAUAUUCUCCGUUAUUCUACAAAAAGCAUUAUAAAAAAACAUUGUUCUAGAAUCAAUAAACACUUCAUUAAUAAAUAUAAAUAAUCAUACAUAUUAAUAAUCAUCAUAAGAUUUCACGAGGAUUCUAAUUGUUAUUAUAUGAUAUAAUAAAAUUCUUCAUAGGCGGUUAAACAUUUAGAAAAUCCUAUAGAACAUUGUCUAGUGCGUGUAAAAUGUAUGCGGCGUUCUAUCUUACAAUAUUUUUAAAGAAAUGUCGGAAGUUUUCUCCAUAAAUGGUAAAAUGAUGAUGUUUAAAGAUAUUUCUGAACUGUUUAAAAUAAAUUGAAUAAAAUAUCACAUAGGCAUAUUAGUCGGUUAUCGAAUGUCAAAAUAUUGUACAAUAUUCGAAAUAGUUAUAAAAUUGUAAAUGUCAUUAUGAAGAUAGUUGUCUUUAUGUCUACCUUACCCAUAAUACGUGACUAUUUCCCAAAUGAUGUAUGUAACGAAAUAGUUUUUAUAAUCUUUUUUGUCUGACCUACCUUUUUUCUUUAUACAUUCGUUCAUUGUUGUUAAUAAAAACAAGAAAAGAACAGACGAGAUAUAGAUUUUUUUUUUAUUUUAUCGUGGUUUUUAUAUUGCAAUUUUCUUCCGACUUUUCGAAGACUGCGGCCUUCAUGGUCACGGGGGAGAUUGUCACAGCCAUAAUAUACAAAAAAUAUUUUUAUUUCAAUACCUAACAUUCGCCUAAACAUAAUAAAUCAUUACAGAUGAGACAGAAUAAAAUGUAAUAAAAUUUCUUAACAAUUAUAUCGUUACGUACAUUUCUUUUGGGAAAUACUCAUUUAAACACUUAACUAAGAACUAAUACGCAUUUUCUUUAAUAGUAAUGUAGCAUUUAGUGUUAUAUUUACAUUGCUUCCUUUAGUACAAGUAGUGAUACUUAAAUAUGUUAUGUACCACGCCUUAUUAAAUAAAGUGUGAUAUACUUUAUCAUAAUGAUCGACGGUCGGCACGCUAAAUAACUUAAGCGGCAAAAUUGAGACUAGGUUAAAAAAAACGAAGAUGAAAUUCUUGAUUCCAAUUACCAAAUAAAAAAAAUCUAUGACACAAA